UAUUAUUUUAAAAAUAUGGAAAAUUCUAUAAAUGAAUUGGAUAUUGAAGAUUCUUUGAAAAUUGCUUCUAAAGAAUGGAAUCGAAUUAUUAAUGCUGCUACAAAGGAUGGUUAUAGAGAAGGAAUAGAAGAUGGAUCAAAUUCUGUUUUCCAAGAAAGUUUUAAUAAUGGAUACAAAGAAGGUUUUCAAAUAGCUUUCAUUCUAGGAAAAUUUAAAAGUUUAUUAAACAUUACUUCACGAGAUGUUGAACAUCCACAAAAUAUAAAUGAAAUUCUUGAUAAAAUUAAAAGAGGUAUAUGUCAUAUAUGUGUAGCAGAAUUUCAAAAUAUAAAUGAUCAAAAAAUUUUUUCCGAAAUUAUUAAUGAACAGAGAUCAUAUUCAUUGAAAGUUCUUCAAACAUUGUAUCAAUAUUUUCAACCAUAUGUAAAACAAUUAAAUAUUAGUGAAUCAGAUAUAUUAAAAAUCCAAAAUUUUUCAGAAUUAAAAAAUAAUUAAUUUACUAUAUAAUUAAUAUACUAAUAUAAAGUUAUUUGUAUUUUUUAUUAGCAUGUAAAGCAUCAAGUUUGAAUCAUAAAUAAAAAACAUUAAUUAUAA
Apis mellifera (honey bee) is the source of this 594-nucleotide messenger RNA. RefSeq lists its product as uncharacterized. NCBI's taxonomy places the organism in Eukaryota, Metazoa, Arthropoda, Insecta, Hymenoptera, Apidae. The record is from RefSeq and is a predicted model, not a curated record. The transcript has 2 exons. The coding region runs from base 16 to 495 and encodes 159 amino acids.